This is a messenger RNA of Colletotrichum destructivum, 1702 nucleotides long. RefSeq names its product Putative UBX domain, UBA-like superfamily, SEP domain, Ubiquitin-like domain superfamily. The record is from RefSeq and is a predicted model, not a curated record. Gene Ontology annotation, biological process: Golgi organization; autophagosome assembly; membrane fusion. Gene Ontology annotation, molecular function: ubiquitin binding. Gene Ontology annotation, cellular component: cytosol; nucleus. NCBI's taxonomy places the organism in Eukaryota, Fungi, Ascomycota, Sordariomycetes, Glomerellales, Glomerellaceae. The transcript has 3 exons. Bases 226 to 1506 code for a protein of 426 amino acids.
GCUAAUUAUUCGUCUUCAUCCAUCUUCCAUCUUUUUGCACGUCGCGACCUUCAAAACUAAACCACACAUCACUUAUUUUCAAACUACCUACAGGUGAUUGACAACCUAGCUUGCCACUGGACUACAUCGCAAGUUCUUCUUCUCGUUGCCCAAACCAACCGCCCUCCCCUCCUAGGACCACACCUCACCGAACCCCCCCGCCAAACCACAACCAGCGCCGUCAUCAUGUCUGGCAGCAGCAACAGCGCUUCGCGCAACAACAUCCUGCGCGACUUCAAGAGCUUGACGGGUAUGUCCGAAGCUCGUUGCACAGAGUACCUUGAGUCUGCGAACUGGGACAUUGGCCUCGCCGCCCAGGCCUACUACGCCGACCACGACUCCGAGGACGAAAUCGAACCCGUCGCCCAGGCUCAGCCCGCUGCCGCUGCACCUGCUCCUGCCGAAUACACCGGUCCCCGAACUCUCGAUGGUCGGCCUGCACCCGAGUCCGCCGGCCGAGCCAGCACGGUGAAGAAGGCGGCGCCUAAGAAGAAGGGUCUUGCGACGCUCAGCUCUAUCGGCGGCGGUCACGCACACGAUGACGAUGAUGACGACGACGACGAAGACGACGACGACAGAGGCCGCGGAGACCUCUUCGCCGGAGGCGAGAAGUCUGGAUUGGCUGUGCAGGACCCGUCCCAGGAGGGCGGCGGUGCAAAGAAGAUCAUCAGUGACAUUCUCGCCAAGGCCAAGGCCAACGCUUCCCGCCCAGAGACUGCAUCCUCCGCUGGUCCUUCGCGCUCCAGCGUCUUUCAGGGAUCCGGAAACACCGUCGGUGGCGAAGGAACCGAGAGCCGCAGCAUCCCCGACCCCAAUGCCUUCCAGGAGGGUGCUGGAGGCCCGCCCGGUACCGGCGGCGAGCCUCAGGAGCGCACGUUGCACCUGUGGCAGGACGGCUUCAGCAUCGACGACGGCGAGCUUCACCGAUUCGACGAUCCGGAGAAUGCAAUGGACCUGAACAUGAUCCGUGCCGGUAGAGCCCCUCUGCACCUGAUGAACGUCCGCUAUGACCAGCCGGUGGAUGUGAAGCUGCACCAGCACCAGGAGAACUACCGCGCGUUGCCCAAAAAGUACAAGCCUUUCGGUGGAGAGGGACGCCGACUCGGCAGCCCGGUCCCCGGCGAGGGUAGCGCUUCCGCGGGCGCGGCCGCUCCCGCUGCUUCGACAACCACCCAGGCCGCCUCCGCCGGCUCGACUGGCCCUCAGCAGGCCGUCGACGAGUCUCAACCCACUCUGACUCUGCGCAUCCAGCUGCCCAACGGCACGCGACUGCCUGCCCGGUUCAACACUACGCACACCGUCAACGACGUUUACGAAUUCGUGCAGCGUGCCUCGGCUGACACCAGCACCAGAUCGUGGGUUCUGGCGACAACCUUCCCGAACAAGGACCACACCGAUCGCAGUUUAGUGCUGGGCGAGAUGCCCGAGUUCAAGAAGGGCGGAACCGCCGUCGUCAAGUGGGCUUAAGCGGGAUCCGUACAAGAGAAAAUGGCGGGAAUCGGGCGGCGUUUGGUACAUUGGCCCCGCAUCAUGGCCGGGCGGCUUUGGGUCUGGGCAUUGAGGCAGUUAGCCUCGGCGUGGAAUGUAGACUAUUUAGCUUGAGGAAUAGACAUUAGACACGCCCAUGAGUUAAUGACGACGGGGUUGGUGGAAAGUGACUUUU